Messenger RNA from Hypoxylon fragiforme, 1444 nucleotides. Its product is annotated as DUF124-domain-containing protein. Bases 100 to 1278 code for a protein of 392 amino acids. The transcript is spliced from 5 exons. The record is from RefSeq and is a predicted model, not a curated record. NCBI's taxonomy places the organism in Eukaryota, Fungi, Ascomycota, Sordariomycetes, Xylariales, Hypoxylaceae.
CUGGAACAUAUAUCAGUAUUUGCAUGCUCCUAAGAGGAUCACUUAUUACGUACCCACAAAGGCGACUAGUUAAGGAAGACUAAAACCCAUUGCCUGACAAUGUCUGGGCAAUAUUAUCCUCCGCCUCCUGGUGCGGGUGGACCACCAGCACCACAACAGAAUUAUCCACCACCUCCGACAUCUCCACCUGCGAACCAGUCCAAAUUCUUUCCUCCCCCGCCAGGAAAUGCCGGCUACCCUCCACCACAUGCUCAGAGUUAUCCCACACCACCGCAACAACAAUAUCCAGCGCCUCCUCAGCAGAACUAUCCCGCGCCGCCGCACCAAAACAUAUCUCCUCCUCCCCACGUCGGAACCCCUACAUACCAGCCUCCACCUCAGCAAAUCGCGCAGCAUUCCCCUCUUCCCCUUCGAAACGAAGGCGCCCUCACACCACCUGGCGUAGGCGCGCCAUCAUACGGGGAUGUAGUCCCUAAUGCCCAAGACGGUUAUCCCAACGAGAAGGCCCAGAGUAUCUUGGGGACAGGGCUUGCCCACUCGCGAAAUACAUCAAACACCGGUGCUGGCCAGUUUCAAGGAGCCGCAGCCACCACCUUGGAUGACGUAGGGACCUUCAAUGGCGGGUCAUACCGAAUCAGCCACCGAGACUGUAACACCAUCAUCACCAUCCAAUUGGCAAUGGGGUGUCCGAUAAAUGCGAAGCCGGGAGUGUUGAUCGCCAUGAGCCCAACGAUCACCCUAAAGGGAGAGUAUAAGUUCAGCAUGAAGAAGCUAAUGGCGAGUGGCGGCGAGUUUGGUCACUCGACCUUCAUCGGCCCCGGUGAACUCCUUCUCGCCCCUGGUAUGCUCGGCGAUAUGACUACUAUUCGUCUCGGCGGUGACGAGUCCUGGAGUGUCGGAAAGGACGCCUACGUUGCUAGCACGCAGGGCGUCAUUCGCGACUACAAGCGCCAGGGGCUUGGCAAGGCCAUGUUCAGUGGUGAGGGUUUAUGGGUUCAUAAGAUAAGCGGCGUUGGCUUGCUCUGGAUCACAAGUUUCGGCGCCAUUAUCCGUAAGAACCUCAACGACGGCGAGAAGUACAUUGUUGAUAACGGGCACUUGGUCGCCUGGAACGUCAAAUAUGUCAUGGAGCGCGUUGCAAGUGGUGGAAUCAUAGGAGGGUUUGCCAGUGGAGAAGGUCUUGUUUGCAAGUUUACGGGACCUGGUACGGUGUUUAUUCAAACCAGAAACCCGAGAGCUUUCAGCGCUUAUAUGACGGGUAACGCCGCGCCACCGUAAAGCACGGAAGUCUACGGCGAGAUGAUGUCUCAGCUUUGUAAGGGUUCAUCACAUGGAGCUUUUGGGAAAUGUCUUUUUUGGUUAUAUCUACGGCAAGCUACUAAGUUAGGUAGUUCCCGAUGUCUUUUUGAUUGGAUGUGCACAUUCUGUUUGUUUCCUGGCCAAG